This is a messenger RNA of Haplochromis burtoni (Burton's mouthbrooder), 761 nucleotides long. It is a transcript of the gene znf511, whose product is annotated as zinc finger protein 511. Lineage: Eukaryota; Metazoa; Chordata; Actinopteri; Cichliformes; Cichlidae. The record is from RefSeq and is a predicted model, not a curated record.
CGUGUCCGAGUUUGCCUGUCACAUCUCAGGCUGCAGUGCGGUCUUCAGUGCUCUGGAGGAGUACGAGCACCACUACAACGCCCUGCACAGGCACGUGUGCUGCUCAUGCCGCCGCUCCCUGCCGAGCGCCCGGCUCUUGGACAUUCACAUUCAGGAGUGGCAUGACUCUCUCUUUACUAUCCUUGCCCAGAAACAGGACAUGUACCAGUGUUUGGUGGAAGGCUGUGGACAGACGUUCAGGACUAAUAAACACAGGAAGGACCAUUUAAUAAGAAUUCACAAGUAUCCUCCAGACUUCAGAUUCGAUAAAACCAAAAAGGAACGAGGAAGACGAGAGACAAAAAGAAAGGAGCAGAAAGACGCAGCCAUGGAGGUGGUGGAUGAUGUGUGUGAGUCUGAGGGUGUCUGUGAGGUUAUGUGUAACUCUCCGUCCGACGAACCCGAGGGAGGGGAAUCCAUGGAGACACACGAGUGUGAGGAAAAAGCCUCUGCCGAGGACGUUCUUGCUGCAGCCCAGGACACUGAGAGCACAGCGCCACGAAAGCCUCAGUAUUCCUACAGGAUCCCCAACACUGUGUGUUUUGGUCACGGUUCGGUCCGAGGCUUUAGAGGACGGCGAGGAAGGAGGAAGUGAAGCAUCAAAGUCAAGGCUGCUAUUUUCUGGCUUUUCAGAUUUACAGCUUUAUAAACUUUGUACAGAAUACCUUCACAGUCAUAGAUGAUUUUAACCUGAAAUAAAAAACAGUUUUAUUUUGCAAAAA